Molecule: messenger RNA, 715 nt
Organism: Phragmites australis (common reed)
Lineage: Eukaryota; Viridiplantae; Streptophyta; Magnoliopsida; Poales; Poaceae
Product: protein RESPONSE TO LOW SULFUR 2-like
Exons: 1
Coding region: 138-464 (108 amino acids)
Biological process (GO): cellular oxidant detoxification
Source: RefSeq, a predicted model, not a curated record
GUCCUCACCCGCGCCGAUAAAUAGCCAUGCGUACGGCAGACCCUUGAGCUCAACGACCGAACAAGCAUCGCAACUGCUGAAGAAGCCUAGCCCACUCGAGAGUUCGAUUGCUGCAUCUCGAUCCGUGGAUUGUUGCAAUGGCGCAGGUGAUAUCCAGCAUUAUUGCGAUGCCGGCCUCAUCGAGCGGCGUGAAGAAGAGGAGCGCCGUCGACGCGGCGGGAGAGGCGGAGCUCCUGCGGCGGCGGAACGCCGAGCUGGAGCGGGAGUUGGCGGGGCUGCGUGGGGAGCUGGACGCGGCGCGGCGGCGCGCGGAGACGGCCGAGCAGGGCGAGGAGCAGCUGUGCGUGCAGCUGGGCGAGGCCGAGGCGGACGCCUUCGAGCUCGCGUGCGCCUACCAGAGCCACGUCGAGGAGCUCGCACGGGAGCUCGCCGCCGCAAGCGCCGGAGUUCCCGCCAGAUCAUAGUUGUACUACCAGGAUUGGCUCUUCUUUGAUUCUUGAAAACGUUGAGACAUGUAGAUUGAAUCUAGUAAAUCAUACGUUAAUACCGCAAUACUACUCCUUUUGUCCUUCAUGUCUGAUCGGUAGCUGCAAUAUAUGUUCUUGCGAAAGAAGAUGCAGUCUGUGGCUGCUGCCAGUGAUCUUGUAAUAAACAAAUUAAAAGAAGUCGAUCAACUUGUAUAUAUAUAGAUCCUUGAUUAACAUCGGUGUAGGCA